AUGACCACAAGCCCAACAGCUCCAAACACCGCCUCCGCACCCAGCACGCACUAUGCCGCGCUCGAGCUCACCCCGAACGCGACCGACGCGGAGAUCCGCAAGGCGUACCGCCGCCUAGCGCUCGCCCAGCACCCGGACCGCUGUUCCGCCGCCGACGCGACGGAGCGCUUCCAGCGUCUCGAGCACGCCUACUCGAUCCUCAUCAACCCCGCCGCGCGCGCAAAGUACGACUGGGAGCUCGAGGACACGUGCCGCAUCCCGCGCCCGCCGCGCCGCGCGCCGGUGGCCGCCGACCCGCCCCCGUGGGCCAACGGCGGCGACGGGUACGGCGCGGCUGCGAUGCACGACGAGCUCGAGAGGGCGGCCUCUGCCACUCGUGUGGGGAUGCCUAUCCCGUUCCUCCCUUUCCUGGCCCUGCUGAACCCCGCCCUCCACGACCGCGUGCAGGCCGACCCAUCCUACGCGGCCAUGUACCUCGCGUCCCAGGAGCCCAAGUUUAACGAGUUCCGCCGCGACAUGUUCCGCGACCUGAUGCGCGGGCGCCGAUAG
This is a messenger RNA of Vanrija pseudolonga, 549 nucleotides long. It is a transcript of the gene dnajb14, whose product is annotated as DnaJ subfamily B member 14. The record is from RefSeq and is a predicted model, not a curated record. The transcript is spliced from 4 exons. Lineage: Eukaryota; Fungi; Basidiomycota; Tremellomycetes; Trichosporonales; Trichosporonaceae. The coding region runs from base 1 to 549 and encodes 182 amino acids.